AUAUGAGACAGAGAGAGAAGGAAGGGAAGUAGAAAUGCAUAGCUACAGGUGGUGUGGUUCUAUGCCCUCAACCGCCACAGCCACAACCACAACCGCAACCACCAUGAUUCGUAGGUUGUGCUGUUUGCAGAGCGUCUCUCCUUCCCUCCCUUUCUCUUCUGCUUCCACAACCACCAAGAAGCCCCUUGUCUUCUUGGGCGCACCUCAGGUCUCCGCCAUAGUCCUUGACACGCUUCUCAACGCUUCUGCUUCUCCACAUUCUUUAUUCGAGGUUGCGGCCAUCGUGACUCAGCCACCUGCUAGAAGGGACAGGGGCAAGAAGCUCGCCCUCUCUCCCUUGGCCACUCAUGCUCUUGACAGGGGCUUCUCCCCCGAUCUCAUUUUCACUCCCGAUAAAGCUGGAGACGAUGUUUUCUUGUCAAAUUUAAAAGCUUUGCAACCUCACCUGUGCAUUACAGCUGCCUAUGGCAAUAUAUUACCUACCAAGUUUCUAGAUAUUCCUCCAUUGGGAACAGUCAACAUUCACCCUAGCAUGCUGCCAUUGUAUCGUGGCGCUGCUCCUGUUCAAAGGGCAUUGCAGGAUGGUGUUAAAGAAACUGGAGUGUCAUUAGCAUUCACCGUUCGUGCUCUCGAUGCUGGACCUAUCAUUGCUACUGAAACAAUUCAAGUUGAUGAUCAAAUAAAGGCACCUGAUUUGCUUGAGCUCCUCUUUCAUAAAGGAUCUGAACUUUUGAUUAGGGAACUUCCUUCGAUACUUGAUGGAUCAGCAAUAUUAAAGGCACAACCUCAAGAUGACUCUAAGGCUACAUUGGCUCCUAAGAUAAACUCAGAUGAAUCAUGGCUAUCCUUUGAUGAAGAAGCAUAUGUUCUACACAAUAAGGUUCGUGCCUUUUCAGGGUGGCCAGGAACUCGAGCAAGAGUGUUAGUGGUUGAGAAAAAUGGUGAGCAGAAAACUUUGGAUAUUAAAAUUAUAACCACACGACUUAGCAGUCAUGAAAGUGUGCAGUUCAAUGAAGCAGAUGAUGUUGCAUUUGUUGACGGAGCGUUGUUAUUUCCAUGUGGAAGGGGUACCACAAUUGAGGUAUUGGAAGUUCAGCUUCCUGGAAAAAAGGCAGUAAAUGCAGCUGCUUUCUGGAAUGGACUGCGUGGGCAGAAGCUGAAGAAAUUAUGAGGGUGGUUUGUCAAACAAGGCAUAUUUUAAAUUAAUUUUUAGCUGUUUAGGAAAUCGAUUUUGUUUUGAAAUUAUUUAAAUUUUUAUUUUCAUGUUAAAUUUUUUUAUUUAUGCGUUUUUCUUGACUGAUUUUAUAUUUUAUCAAGCUGUGCAUUGUGUAUGUGCUUUCCCACAAUAGAUUAACAUAUACUUA
This is a messenger RNA of Vigna angularis (adzuki bean), 1364 nucleotides long. RefSeq lists its product as uncharacterized. Bases 35 to 1171 code for a protein of 378 amino acids. The transcript is spliced from 11 exons. Gene Ontology annotation, biological process: biosynthetic process; conversion of methionyl-tRNA to N-formyl-methionyl-tRNA. Gene Ontology annotation, molecular function: methionyl-tRNA formyltransferase activity. The record is from RefSeq and is a predicted model, not a curated record. Lineage: Eukaryota; Viridiplantae; Streptophyta; Magnoliopsida; Fabales; Fabaceae.